UAGGUACGGACGUAGUCACUUAGGAUAGAAUAGGACGUAGUCACUUAGGAUAGAAUAGGCUUACAGGACUGAUAUAUACUAAUAACAAUACAUAAAUUAUAAAAUUCUUGGGCCCCUAAAUUUUUUGGGCCCUGGGCGGUCGCCCUGGUUGCCCUCCCUCUGGGCCGGGCCUGAUCUUAAUCCUCGUGAUGAAUAUGGUGAAUCCGUAGCUUCUAAUAUCAGUUCUUCUAAUAUCAGUUCUUCAUUGCUUCUUCUAAGGAAUCUACAGUACCUCGAUCUCAGUGAUAAUAUAUUUGGCAUUUCAAUUCCGAGUUUCAUUGGUUCCCUUGCAAACUUAGUUCACCUUGAUCUUUCCGGUUCUGAGUUUCAGGGAGCAAUUCCAGAUGAGCUUGGGAAUCUCUCCAAGCUCAGUUUUCUCGAUCUUAGCCAUAAUCAACUUGAAGGUAUGAUUACAAACUCCUUUUGUAAUCUGCCAAGCUUGCAAACUGUUGAUUUCUCCUAUAACAAUCUAACUGGGAAUCUUCAAGAAUUCGAACACAAAUCAGUUUUGAGAAGCUUGUCUUUGUCAAAUAAUCAUCUUCAAGGUUCUUUACCUAAUUUCUCAGGAUUUUCAUUCUUAGAGGAAUUAUAUCUUAAUGAUAAUAAAUUUUCUGGGAGUGUUCCUGAUUUUGAUGGAUGUUUGGCAUUGGAAUACUUGGAUCUUAGUGGGAAUCAAUUGACUAGCUGGGAAACUCAAUCAAUAGAACAACUCACUAAUCUUGUUGAGUUAGAUCUUUCAAGGAAUUCGAUCAACAAUACAAUCAAUGAACAUCAUUUGUCCAAACUAUACAGCCUCCACCGGAUAAAUGCAUCAUUUAAUUCUUUGACAUUCAAUAUCAGUUCUGAGUGGCUUCCCCCUUUCAACCUUGCACAGCUUUCUUUGGCAUCAUGCAAGUUGGGGCCAAAAUUCCCCAUUUGGAUCCGAAAUCAAUCUAAAAUCAGAACUCUCGAUUUCUCAAACACCCAAAUUUCAGAUACCAUCCCCAUGUGGUUCUGGGACAACUUUACCCAAAUGAAGACUUUAGAUCUCUCUUCCAACAAAAUCAGUGGCACAUUGCCCACCAUACAAUCACAAACUAUUGAGAUAAAUUUGAGUUAUAAUAACUUUGAAGGACCAUUACCGCUCAUUUCCCCAAAGUGUUCAGAAAUUAAUCUAUCUCAUAAUAAGUUUUCAGGAAAACUUGUAUUAUCUACGACUGAACAUAUGAGGUUGAGGUUCCUUGACCUUUCUCAUAACUUGUUGAUUGGCGAGCUUCCUGAUAGUUGGAAAUAUUUUAAACAUCUCUUGUUUCUUAAUCUUGGAAAUAAUUAUUUUUGGGGUAGAAUUCCUUUGUCUAUAGGGUCUCUACAUUCUCUCAAUAAAUUGAUUUUGAGAAAUAACAGGUUGGAUGGAGAAUUGCCCGAGUCUUUAAGAAAUUGCACCGACCUUGGUUUUGUCGAUUUUGGUUUGAAUGGCCUAUCUGGAACUUUGCCGGCAUGGAUUGGGAAAGAUCUACCUCAGUUGUAUGCUCUAGUUUUGAAAUCCAAUAAAUUUUAUGGGAGCCUGCCUGAUGAUCUGUGUCAUCUCUCACAUCUUCAUUUUCUAGACCUGUCCAUGAACAGAUUAUCAGGAUAUGUUCCCCCAUGCUUCAGUAGUCUAAUUGCUAUGAUUAAUAGUGGAAACAAGGCCUCUGAAUCUCGAGGGUCUCCAUCUCAAGCAUUUCUAUAUCCAAAGAGACAUAUUUGUUACAGUAAAUGUGUGGUGGCUUUCAACCGUGCAAAAUAUAGUUAUGUGGAUGAUGCAUUGGCAGGAUGGAAAGGAAAGGAACGGGAAUAUAGAGGAAAUUUCGCUUACCUUAAGAUGAUAGAUCUUUCCAGCAAUAAAUUUACCGGAGAAUUUCCUACUGGAAUAGCAAGGCUUCUAGAUCUCAAAGGACUGAACCUCUCUAGGAAUCAGUUUUAUGGAAAAGUUCCUGUACAAAUUGGUAGACUAUUUGAGUUGGAAGUUCUUGAUCUGUCCAGUAACAAAUUUUCAGGUGACAUCCCUCGAAGUAUGACUGGCUUAACUUUCCUUGCUUAUUUAGAUCUCUCAAGCAAUAACUUCUCAGCAAGAAUCCCAUUAGGAGGUCAACUGCAGGCAUUCAAUUCUUCCAUGUAUGAGGGGAAUCCUGGACUCUGUGGCUUGCCACUCACAAAAAGAUGUCCUGGAGAUAAAACAAGUGUCGAAAUUCCCCCACCAUCUAAUGGAAUUGAAGUUGAGGAAGACGAGAUUGUAUAUAGGAGAUGGUUAUAUAUAAGUGCAGCACUUGGUUUCAGCACAAGCUUUUGGGGAAUCUGUGUAACUCUACUUGUUAACAGGCGCUGGAGACAUGCAUAUUUCCUGUUCUUAACGAACUUAAAGGAUCAGCUUUAUGUGUUCGUGGCAGUGCGCAUUGCCAGAUUGAAGGGCGGCCACCAGGAGAAAAGGCCAUGUUUCAGACUCGCCUGGAGUUUACUCUCUGGAGUUUGAGUAUAGAUAUUAGCAAGAUAUUGUAGUUUGGUUGUGAUUCAUUGUCGUCACCUACUAUGGAUUGGAGUGAAACAUAAACAAUAAGUUUGCAUAGGAUUAGAUAUUAAAGUAGUAUUGUGUGUUUGUGUGUGUUUUGGGACAAGUUUUUCAAGCCAAAUUCUUGUCAAACUUUAAUCUGUCUCUGAUAUUAGUUUUUAAGUACCUGGGACUGUUCUCUUUUGUGCUGUUCAGUAUCAUAUUUCAAAUAUCAUCUCAUCAUUUGAAACAUGCAGUGGACUUUCUGUUUGAACAUUAAAAUUAAUUUUCUGAACUUUUCAGUAAUGAGUUUGUAGUAUGUCGUCUAAUUAAGUAAUUAUUGGUUUUUCCGCAUAAAUAUAAUGAGUGCCCUGUAUGCACGUAGAUAGCACAAAUUAAAACAUGUCAUUCGGGAGGAAUUCUGGAGAUGCUCUAGCUAUGGUUCAGUUAAUUCCUUUUACCAUUUUUGUGUUUUAGUGCAUGUUAGGAUUGUGUUCUGCUACCAGAGACUUUGAGGGAUACAUUUCAUUAAAUUCAGAAAAGUUAUGAUUUUAUCUGGUAAACAUUGCAUAAUGAUAUCAUUCCCAUUUGAAGAAUUUCCUUAGAUUCAUUUUUCUUAAUCUGUUGCAAAUAUUUUGUGUUUCUCGUUUAAAAUUAUCUAUAAAUUUGUCAAUGAUGAUAUGGUUUCCGCCAAUGCCACCUCUUUUAACCGUUAACCAUCGAUUAUGUCUAGGUUUCCACCUAUUUUAACCACCCAGGCAUAUUUUGUAACUUCAUUCCGUUGAUGCUCAAGAAAGCUUUAAUUCUGCAUUUGCUUUUACACAGGGCGGCCACCAAGAUGGAUUGGAGGGAAACAUAAACAAUAAAUCUGCACAGGAUUUAGAUAUUAUCGCAGUGUGGUGUUGAUGGGUUCAUCAGCUAAGAAAACCCAUUAUCAUAUAUUAUGAGAAAGCGACAAUGAUCUUUACAAUGUGAAGAAUUGUCAAACAGACAUGCAGAUGUCUCGAAAUUGUAUUUGAUUUCAUCUUUCUUUCUUUUUUUGCAUUUCAAUUUAGCUUCUGUUAUUCUUGAUGGAGCUGAAUUUGAUACUUGGCAUAGUAUGCGAAUGCUCCUGUCCAUUUCCCCGCAAUCUACAUUAUUCGAA
Messenger RNA from Daucus carota subsp. sativus, 3686 nucleotides. Its product is annotated as receptor-like protein EIX1. The record is from RefSeq and is a predicted model, not a curated record. The transcript has 2 exons. NCBI's taxonomy places the organism in Eukaryota, Viridiplantae, Streptophyta, Magnoliopsida, Apiales, Apiaceae. Bases 446 to 2527 code for a protein of 693 amino acids. Gene Ontology annotation, molecular function: protein binding.